GGGCUAGGCCUACCUUUCGACGUCGUCUGCUCUUAUGGUUUCACCCUCUGGUGCUUCGAUCAGCCGCGUUCACUGUGCAUGUGACUUAUGUCUGUUCAUCGCGGCCCCCUAAACCUGUUCGUGCAACACUCAAGUAAGUCUCCAGCAACUGUAACGCUUUUCUUGGAGAGCCAUACACGAGAAUGGAAGCGAGCUGGAUAUCACGAAGUGAUGCGGAUGCGCCUAGCAGGUUAAUUCAUGACAGGAGGUUGCAGCACCCCCUUGGCGGCAGUGGCCAAGGUACACGAGCCAGCUGCUGCAGUUGCAGGCAUGGCACCACCACUGCACCAGCCCAGUUCACACCCCGUCGGACAUUCGUGACAACGGCACCCUGGUCUCAGGCACCCCUGGUUCAGCAGCCAGGCAGUCUGCCCGAGACCAGCACAGACCCAUUCGAGCUGUCCAAGCAGGACCUGGCAGACAUCUAUGAUGCCAUCAAAAAGGAGUUAUGGGUGUCAAAGCCUCAGCUGAACGAAAUUGCCAGCUACUACUUUGAUGGCCAGGGAAAAGCUUUUCGCCCGAUGAUCUGCACCUUGAUGGCCAGAGCUGUGAACAUUCAUGUGCACAAUAGAAAUGUACUUUUAGAUUUUCAAAAGAAAGUGGCAUUAUUGUGCGAAAUGAUCCACACUGCCAGCCUUGUCCACGAUGAUGUCAUUGACACCUCCGACACACGGCGAGGAAAGCCCAGUGUCAACGUGUUAUGGGGGCAGAAAAAGGCAAUUCUAGCGGGUGACUUCGUGCUCUCCCGAACAGCACAGUUGCUUGCCAAGAUUGGGAGCAAUGACGUCAAUAGUUUCCUGUCUCAGGUUCUUGUGGACUUAGUUCAAGGAGAAUUCAUGCAGCUGGGUUCCAAAGAAGACGAGGGAGAGCGAUUCUCUCAUUAUAUACAAAAAACAUUCAAGAAGACUGCCAGCCUCAUUGCCUUUGCCUGCAGAUCCGUAUCCAUACUUGGAGGUGGAGAUGAGAAAAUACAGGAGGCAGCCUACCAGUAUGGCAGAAAUGUUGGCAUUGCAUUUCAGGUUAGUAUACACGGCGCUUUACAACGGAAAAACACUGAUUAUUGCACCGACUUUCAGUUGGUUGACGACCUCCUAGACUUUGUAUCCAGCCAGUCUGAUCUCGGCAAGCCUGCUGCUGCUGACCUCAGGCUAGGACUUGCCACUGCACCUGUCCUGUUUGCUUGUGACAAGGUACAGCGCUUUCUGCAAACACACUGCUCAGACUUUGUGCAAGUCUUUCCUGCAGUGAAUGGCCCAUGUUUUUUUUUUUUUUUUUUUUCUUUUUUUCAGUACCCAGAGCUGAAUGCUAUGAUAAUGCGACGCUUCUCAGAGCCUGGAGAUGUGGAAAGGGCCUAUGAGGCAGUUCUGAAGAGUGAUGGCCUAGAGCACACGCGGCUGCUGGCACAGAAGCACUGCAGCGAAGCCGUGCGGCACCUCGCACCGUGGGUUGAGUCACCAGAAAAGCAGGCACUGAUCAGCAUCACCGAAAAAGUGCUCAACCGCAAGAAGUAACCACAUGCAGGCCCACGUCCAUACACAAUAGGUGCAGAGAUUUAGACAAACUGUACAUAAAACAAAGCCAAUGCCUGCAGCCCUAAAACACUACCACCGCCCAUGUGGAGAGAGGAGUAUAUGCGUCGAGCUGUUUCAUAUAUUUUGCCUGACAAUCGGAAGGAAUCUGACAAAGUGACCUUCACAAAUGUGAUGGCCAUUGCGUGCUUAAAAAAAAAAAAAAAUAGUGCUAUUGAACUUUGCGCAUGCAGAAGACAACGAAGGCGCUGUCUUUCCGAUGCUUAUAAUGGCUCCAUUUGUUUGCCUGAAUUUCAUCUGCGAGUGCUCAUGCCAGCACUGGAGAGAAGCAGAGCAACAGAUAACACGGGUGCUAGUUGUACAUAAGACCUCACUCUGAUUAAUGUACAUAAAAGUAAUGAGCUUGGCCUUGAAUAUAAAUCAUAGACAAGAAAAAGCAUUUCUGUGUGGGAAAGUUAUGUUCACUGUACACUAAGAUGGCAUACUUGCAAUGACGAAAAUUACUAUUGUUUGAAAGAGUUUAUAACACGACCAACCAGUUAUACUUAAUAGUUGCACGUUAUUUAUCUUCUGCAAGUUAGAUGUGCUUGCAGAGUAUACAUACUACCCUAAUAAUGCUGUUAAAAAAGUAACCUGUACAUAGGAGUAUAUGACGUUUUGGGAAGUACUAUAAACAUAUUAAACCUAUUACUGUAAUUGAAAAUAAGAAAAAAAGGAUUGUUUGGCCUCUUUGUUACAGUUACAUAAGUCAUUGAUGUUUUAAGGCAUUCAUUUGUAAUGGAACACUAACAGAUCUAAACAAAGCAAAUAAAAAUUAACAAGUGUCACCAGA
Molecule: messenger RNA, 2400 nt
Organism: Dermacentor andersoni
Lineage: Eukaryota; Metazoa; Arthropoda; Arachnida; Ixodida; Ixodidae
Gene: qless
Product: decaprenyl diphosphate synthase subunit 1 qless
Biological process (GO): isoprenoid biosynthetic process; ubiquinone biosynthetic process
Cellular component (GO): mitochondrion; transferase complex
Molecular function (GO): prenyltransferase activity
Source: RefSeq, a predicted model, not a curated record